GGUGCGUUGAGACAAAGGAUGGGUAUGCCGCACUGACAACUCGACACUUCCACUGCCAUCUCCAUCCCCCGCUUAAACCCCCCAAAUUCCUUUCCAUCACUUCACUUGUUCCUCCCAUGGCUUCUGCAGUCUUCAGACUCCUGAAAAGGCACCAAAGCCUCUCUUCAAAUUCAACCCCAACAAAAUAUUUCUCCAGAUUAAGGCACACUGCCAGUACAAGAAACCUCUACUCCAGAAUCAGUCCUCUGGGUGACCCUUCUCUCAGCGUAGCCCCAGUCCUCGACGAGUGGGUUCAACAGGGCCGGAAAGUCAAUUACUUUGAGCUCCACCGCAUCGUCCGAGACCUGCGAGCCCGAAAGCGGUUCCGGCACGCCCUUGAUGUUUCUGAAUGGAUGAGUAGUAAAGAUUCGUGCCAAUUUUUACCCGGUGAUUGCGCAGUGCAGCUUGAUCUCAUUGGUCACGUUCACGGUCUGGUUGCUGCAGAGAGCCGCUUUAAUAGCUUGAGCGAUGAGGAAAAAAGUGACAAAGUUUAUGGUGCACUUCUAAAUUGUUUUGUCAGAGAAGGCCUGGUCGAUAAGUCUAUUUCUCAUAUGCAGAAGAUGGGAGAGUUGGGCUAUGUUUCCACUCUCACAUACAAUGACAUUAUGUGCCUAUAUACGCGUACAGGCCAGCCCAAGAAAAUCCCUGAUGUGAUGUUUGAGAUGAAGGAGAAGGGUGUUUCUCCUGACACUUUUAGCUACAGGAUUUGCAUGAGCUCUUAUGGGGCGAGGUCUGAUCUAAGUGGCGUGGAGAAAGUUUUGGAAGAAAUGGAGAGCCAACCACUCAUCUCCAUGGAUUGGAUUACCUAUGCUAUGGUAGCCAAUUUAUACAUAAAAGCAGGUCUGCCCGACAAAGCGUUGGUCUACCUGGGAAAGAGUGAAGAGAAGGUGAAUAAAGAUGCACUUGGAUACAACCAUCUGAUUACUCUUUAUGCAAGCCUUGGAUAUAAAGAUCAUAUGAUGAGGUUGUGGAACCUCGAAAAAGCCAAGUGCAAAAAGCAAAUCAACCGGGACUAUAUAACCAUGCUUGGUUCUCUUGUGAAGCUUGGUGAGCUUGAAGAAACUAAAAAAUUGCUAGAGGAGUGGGAAUCAUCUUGUCACUGUUAUGAUUUUCGAGUGCCAAAUGUCCUCCUGAUCGGAUAUUGUCAAAAGGGAUUGGUUGAACAAGCGGAAGAAACUCUUCGAGACAUUGUCAAAAGAGGCAAGACUCCAAUCCCAAAUAGCUGGUCUAUUCUUGCUGCAGGGUAUGUGGACAAGCAGAAGAUGCAGAAGGCUUUUGAGUGCAUGAUGGAAGCUCUGCAUGUACGGGCAAAUAACACAGGAUGGAAUCCGAAAUCUGGUUUGGUUUCAAAUGUAUUGAAUUGGAUUGGAGAUAACGGAGACAUUGAACAUGUAGAAGCUUUUGUGACCUUAAUAAAGACUGUGAUUCCAGUAAAUAGUGAAAUGUACCAUACCUUAAUGAAGGCAUACAUCAGAAGCGGGAAAGAAGUAGAAGGGCUAUUACAGAGCAUGAAAGAAGAUCAAAUAGAGGCCGAUGAGGAAAUUGAUAGGUUAAGACAGACGCAAUGCUGAAACAACAUGAGGGCUUUUUAUGGUUAAUACUUUUCUCAAGUGAAUUUGGAAGGGGUUUUCAUGCACAACAAAUAACCUCAGCCUUCAUCAUUGACACAUUCGGUCACAACAAAGAGCUAAACAUGGUACUGGAGGUGCUCCCAGCUGCAACCAACAUUCAUCCGAAAGGGUAAGUGAUCUUAAAUACUGAGUAUUUGGUUAGGUGUCAAUUGUUGGAGAAUUAGAAUCAAAUUCAUGAUGAAACUUUUAUUGAAUUGUCUAACUUAAUAGUCCAUAUGUUCUUUGGUUCAGUUCAGUGUUCCAUUGGGAAUGUUUCGACAUUAAGAACAAUGUGUUCAUGUAAUUCUGUAAGAAACAUUGAUUGAAGGAGUUAUACGCCCACGUAAACGUGCAA
Pyrus x bretschneideri (Chinese white pear) is the source of this 2004-nucleotide messenger RNA. RefSeq names its product pentatricopeptide repeat-containing protein At4g21705, mitochondrial-like. Gene Ontology annotation, cellular component: mitochondrion. NCBI's taxonomy places the organism in Eukaryota, Viridiplantae, Streptophyta, Magnoliopsida, Rosales, Rosaceae. Gene Ontology annotation, molecular function: protein binding. The coding region runs from base 117 to 1610 and encodes 497 amino acids. The record is from RefSeq and is a predicted model, not a curated record. The transcript is spliced from 3 exons.